Messenger RNA from Fusarium redolens, 750 nucleotides. RefSeq lists its product as uncharacterized. NCBI's taxonomy places the organism in Eukaryota, Fungi, Ascomycota, Sordariomycetes, Hypocreales, Nectriaceae. The record is from RefSeq and is a predicted model, not a curated record. The transcript has 3 exons. Bases 245 to 697 code for a protein of 150 amino acids.
GUUAAGUCCCCGACAGCCAUUGCCGUUCUUAGUCCGAGCGUUUGGAUCCGGGGCCCCAUGGGGUUUUUUCAGCCCUAUAAUAUGGAGUGAGGUGUAUGGGUUUUGCACUUACUGGCAAACCACCGAAAGUAUAUAUCCUCGAGUGACCAACAGCCACUCCAAGCAUUACUGACUUGCGGUCAUUGUCUUAUAUCGCUGUAGUAAUUACCCUCAACGCCUUGAUUGACCUGUAACGCUGUACGCAAUGCCUGAUAACGAAUUAGCUAUUGCUUGGCCGAGUCAUAUCACGGACGCAGAGAAACAGUUCUUUAAUACCUUUUAUCAGCUUCUCGAUGGGUCAACGCCAGAGGAGGGCAAGGCAUGGAGCGAGACGUUUGCUCCAGAUGGGGAGUUCCGAGCGUUUGGCCAUGUAUUCAAAGGCCAUGCUGCCACCGAGAAACAUAUUAAAGACUUCUGGAAAUCUUUUCCAGGACUGAAGCACCAACCGUUAAAGGCAUAUACAUACGAUCCAGCCGGACUUGAGCUGAUCAUCUUGACAAACUACGAAAUGACUUGCCCCGACGGAUCUGUCGUUGAGGAUAAAAGUGCAGCCCAAUUUCUUCUGAAAGAAGUCGAUGGUCGACGUUUAAUUGAACAACUGACGCUAUACUUGGAUCCCCAGGUAUUGACCAACACCUUGGCGAAACAGGCACUCUAGAACAUAGCAAUCUCAGAUAGCUAGAGUAUAAUAGUAUUGAGUUUGAAUUGUGC